Cetraspora pellucida is the source of this 258-nucleotide messenger RNA. NCBI's taxonomy places the organism in Eukaryota, Fungi, Glomeromycota, Glomeromycetes, Diversisporales, Gigasporaceae. The record is from the annotation of a GenBank genome assembly.
AUGGCGAUCAGUGGAAAAGAUUCAGAAACCAUGAUAGUGUCAAGUGAUUCUGUGUCUCCGAAAAUGGUGCAAACAAGCCUGAAGUCAAACCUAAAUCAAUUGUUACUGGAGGCUUUGAAAUUUGUUUGUUGUGGUAUGGGUCUAUCAGAAACAGGUCAGAAACAAGAAAUUGUAACUAGACUGUUAAAAGAGAUAAGAGGUCAAACCAGUUUGAAAGUAUUGACAGAUGAAGUUGAAGCAUCUGGAAAAGAAAAAGAG